This is a messenger RNA of Colossoma macropomum (tambaqui), 3609 nucleotides long. It is a transcript of the gene tert, whose product is annotated as telomerase reverse transcriptase. Gene Ontology annotation, biological process: telomere maintenance via telomerase. Gene Ontology annotation, molecular function: telomeric repeat DNA binding; telomerase RNA binding. Lineage: Eukaryota; Metazoa; Chordata; Actinopteri; Characiformes; Serrasalmidae. The record is from RefSeq and is a predicted model, not a curated record. Gene Ontology annotation, cellular component: telomerase catalytic core complex.
UGUGGUCUGUGGGUGGCAGUGUGGUGAUAGUGUGUGUGUGUGUGUGAUAUGCUGUGUGUGCUGCAGAGUGUGUACUCCUCCGUCCAGACGCUGCUCUCCUUCUCAGAAAGCGUGCAGUACUCGGAUGGCCGCGCGGCGGCGCUGCUCCUCGACUCGGACCCCACGCGCCUCAGGAACCUCGUGGCGGGGCUCGUGGUGUGCUCGGAGGACACGCGCGUGCCUCGCGCCGCCAGCCGCGCUCAGCUGGCCACGCUGCCCGAGGUGUUGGCGUUCGUGCUGAACCACAUGAAGAGGAAGAAGAAGAGGAACGUCAUAAGCUUUGGCUAUCACUAUAGCGACCGGCAGGGGAACUGGGACCCCUUCAAGUUCCACGGUGCUGUCUCCCAAAGUGCUGCCUUCAUCAGUGGUAGCGAGCUGUGGGCCAAGAUCAACCAGCGGCUGGGCACUGAGGUCACCAAAUACCUGCUGCAAGAGUGCUCGGUGUUCGUCACUGCGCCCCCUUCCUGUCUGGUGCAGGUUUGCGGCGUGCCUGUUUAUGACCUGGUACCUGUGCGCACCUGGUCUGGGUUCUUCCUCACCUCCGGCCCACCUGUCGCCUGUGGCAGCAGCAAGAGAGGGGGAAACAAGCCUAGAGUGAGAAAAACUAGCAAAAAGAGAAAGAAUGAAGAAGGACAAAGUGGUUCCACCACCUGUGGAACCGAGACCGAGGCAAGCAAAGGUAGAAAACCAGCCAACACUAAAAAGAGAAAGAUAGACAAAGUAGAAGAAGGAGCCCAAGAUGUAGAAAGCACUAGAAAGAGAAAAAGAGGAGGAGGAGAUGGAGAAGAAAGCGAAAGAAGAGAGGACGAGGGUAGUGAAGCCAAGAAGAAAUGUCUUGAUGUCGCAGAACAUGCCAACAGUCAUCCUGAAGAGCCUCCAGUAGAGACGAACAGAACAGAUUCUGUCCAGUCAGAGUGGGUGGAGUCAGCCUCAUCAGGCCCAGCCGCUAAAGAGGGAUCAUCCAGUUGGAAGCCGAGUGACCAGCCUCCUCCACGCCCCUCCCACUGCUCCAUCCGGGUACUCAGCAUGCUCUAUUGCGGCCGCGGCAUGAAGGGCUUCCUCCUCAACCGGAAGAUACGGAGAGGAGUGGGCGGAGCCAGGCGCCUUCAAGGGGCGGAGCUUGCGAGGAUAAUCUUCCUCCAGGGUUUGUCCGGAGCAGAACCGAAACCAAGAAAGCUUCCCAAACGUUUUUUCAGAAUGGUGCCCCUCUUCAGCCAGUUGCUACGGCAACACAGGAAGUGCCCCUACGCCCACUUCUUGCGUAAGAAGUGCUCAGGCAGGGAGGGGAAGGAAGACCUGUCGUCGCUGCUGGUCUCCCACUGCUCCUUCUACAGGGUCUACCUGUUCAUCAGGGAGUGUGUACGGUACGUCGUUCCGCACGAACUCUGGGGCUCUGAGCAGAACCUGCUGAACUUCUUGUCCCGCGUAAAGCAUUUCCUGCGUCUAGGGAAGUUCGAGAGGCUGUCGCUGGCUCAGGUGAUGUGGAGGAUGAAGGUGAGCGACUGCAGCUGGAUCGGACACCAAAAACGUCACUGUCCCAGCGAGCAGCGCUACAGGGAGUGGAUUCUGGGUCAGUUUCUGCUCUGGAUGCUGGACAGCUUUGUGCUGGGUCUAGUUAAGGCCAUGUUCUACGUCACUGAGAGUAUGGGCCAUAAACACGCGCUGCGCUUCUACAGACGGGACGUCUGGACCAAACUGCAGGAGCUGGCCUUCAGGGAACACCUCUCUAAAGGCCAGUGGGAGGCUCUGACCCCCCAGCAGGUGGUGUCGCUGCCCAAAACCACAGUAACGUCCCGCAUACGAUUCAUCCCCAAAACCAAUGGUAUGCGGCCAAUCACACGGCUCACAGGCACUGGAGCGGCCCUGCAGCAGUUCCAGAGUUCUGUGCGGGACCUCCAGAACGUGUUGGGUGUAUGUGUGCGGGAGCGGCCGUCUCUGCUGGGCUCCACAGUGUGGGGGAGGCAGGACAUCCACAGAGUGCUGAGCUCCAUCGCACCCCAACACACAAACACACGACACCCCCUGUACUUCGUUAAGGUGGACGUUAGCGGUGCGUACGAUAGUCUUCCUCACGCUAAGCUGUUGGAGGUGGUGGAGGAGGUUCUGGGUCCAGUUCAGGAUUACUGUUUCUCUCUCAGACACUACGCUAAAGUGUGGAGGGAUUCUUCACUCAGCAUCAGGAAACAGUUCUGCACCAAGGCCGAUACCGUCGAGUCGUUGAACAUGAAGGGGUUUGCUGUGGAGGAGCAGAACAGCGGGAGACUCCACAACGCCAUUCUGGUGGAGAGGUACUCCAUGGAGGUGAGAGGUGUGGACGUUCUCCAGUUUUUUAAGCAGAUGCUGAGCAGCUACGUCAUUCAGUACGACCAGAAGUGUUUCCGACAGGUGCGCGGGGUUCCUCAGGGUUCUGCUGUGUCCACCAUGCUCUGUAACCUGUGCUAUGGCCACAUGGAGAACUCUCUGCUGAAGAACAUCACGGAGAAAGGAGGGUGCCUGAUGCGGCUGGUGGAUGAUUUCCUGCUCAUCACCCCGAGACUGAGUAAAGCAGUGCAGUUCCUGAAGACCUUGCUGGCAGGGGUUCCUGAUUACGGCUGUGAGAUUAACCCACAGAAAGUGGCUGUAAACUUCCCUGUUUCGUGACGAGCUUUCGUUCCCGGAAUCACAGAGCUUCCCCUGCAGUGCCUGUUCCCCUGGUGUGGCCUGCUGAUCGACACCAGCAGCCUGGACGUCUACAACGAUUACUCCGGAUACGCUGGCCAAUCACUGCGUUACAGCCUGACGUUAGGCUCCUCCCCCUCAGCGGCCGUGUUCAUGAGGCAGAAGCUGCUGACGAUCCUCCGGCUGAAGUGCGACACCAUCUUUCUGGAUCUGCGUUUAAACUCUGUGGAAGCUGUGUAUAAAAACAUCUACAAGAUCCUCCUGCUGCAGGCUUUGAGGUUCCAUGUGUGUGUGAGGAGUCUGCCGUUGGGACAGGACGUGAGAACCAACCCCAGGUUCUUCAUGAAGAUCAUCUGGAGCACAGCCAAGACCAUCAGCAGGUCCAUCACUCACACAAACUCAGUGGGGGCAGAUGAGCUGGUCAGCGCUGUAUUACAGUAUGAAGCUGUGGAGCUGUUAUGCUGUUUGGCGUUUGGGGUUGUUUUGACCCGUCAUCGUCCGUCCUACAGCUGUCUGCUCCCUCAGCUUCAUAAACGUAAAAGGCGUCGGUGUUCUGAGCUCCGAGGUCUGAGGCUGGCGCGGGUUCUCCAGGCAGCUACUCCCAGAAUUCCUCCUGAUUUCAGCACCAUCCGCAUCUGAAACACCUGGAUUCGCUCUGUUCAGCGCUCUGAGGAACGCUGGUGCUGCUGGUUCAGAUCCAGAACUCUGAACCUUUACUGACAGAACUUUCAGACCAGCUCUGUAUGAUAUAUCGAUUAUUAACCGUUAUCGGGAUACUGACCUUCACAAUACUGACAUCACACGAGGCUACAAUAGGUAAACGAGCCCUCUUUGACCAAUCACAGCUCCAGAUGAGUUUCUGUGGGCAUUUCCAUGAGUCAACAUUUGGGCUGAAUUAAUUUGAUAUUGAAA